CUGGUGUGCUGCGAGGCGCUGGAGCCCGGGGCCCCCUGCGGCCCCCAGCCCUCGGGGAGUCCCCCGGCCCCGGUGCAGGCUGACGGCUGGGAGUCCCGGGGGUGGGCCCACGCCGAGAGAAGCCGGCUGCUGCUGCAGCCAGAGGAUCUGGAGGCCCCCAAGACUCACCGCUUCAAGGUGAAGACCUUCAAGAAGGUGAAGCCCUGUGGUAUCUGCCGACAGGUCAUCACUCGGGAGGGUUGCACCUGCAAAGUCUGCAGCUUCUCCUGUCAUCGGAAAUGCCAGGCCAAGGUGGCUGCCCCCUGCAUUCCUCCAUCCAGCCAUGAACUGGUGCCCAUCAACACUGAGAGUGCACCGAAGAAUGUAGGGGACACGGGAGAAGGAGCUUUCCGGGGUGGAAACACACAGAAAAGCCUUGAGGGAGAAGUCCCCACCAGAGUCACACCGAGUGUCCAGUCCCAUCCCCAGCACACCAGAAACAUGAGUGUGAGCCGGACCAUGGAGGACAGCUGUGAGCUGGACCUGGUGUAUGUCACAGAGAGGAUCAUCGCCGUCUCCUUUCCCAGCACAGCCAAUGAGGAGAACUUCCGGAGCAACCUCCGCGAGGUGGCCCAGAUGCUCAAGUCCAAACAUGGAGGCAGUUACCUGCUUUUCAACCUCUCUGAGCGCAGACCUGACAUCACGAAGCUCCACGCCAAGGUCCUGGAAUUUGGCUGGCCCGACCUCCAUAGCCCAGCCCUGGAGAAGAUCUGCAGUGUCUGCAAGGCCAUGGACACUUGGCUCAAUGCAGACCCCCACAAUGUCAUCGUUCUGCACAAUAAGGGAAACCGAGGCAGGAUAGGUGUUGUCAUCGCGGCUUACAUGCACUACAGCAACAUUUCUGCCAGUGCCGAUCAGGCUCUGGACCGGUUUGCAAUGAAGCGGUUCUAUGAGGAUAAGAUUGUGCCCAUUGGCCAGCCAUCCCAGAGAAGGUAUGUGCAUUACUUCAGUGGCCUGCUCUCUGGCUCCAUCAAAAUGAACAACAAGCCCUUGUUUCUACACCACGUGAUCAUGCACGGCAUCCCCAACUUCGAGUCUAAAGGAGGGUGUCGGCCAUUCCUCCGGAUAUACCAGGCCAUGCAACCUGUUUACACAUCUGGAAUCUACAACGUCCAAGGAGAUAGCCAGACCAGCAUCUGUAUCACCAUCGAGCCUGGGCUGCUCUUGAAGGGGGACAUCUUGCUGAAGUGCUACCACAAGAAGUUCCGGAGCCCAGCACGGGAUGUCAUCUUUCGUGCACAGUUCCACACAUGCGCCAUCCAUGACCUGGGGGUCGUCUUUGGGAAGGAAGACCUUGAUGAUGCCUUCAAAGAUGAUCGAUUUCCAGAAUAUGGCAAAGUGGAAUUUGUAUUUUCUUAUGGGCCUGAGAAAAUUCAAGGCCUGGAACACCUGGAGAAUGGGCCAAGCAUAUCCGUGGACUAUAACACUGCUGACCCCCUCAUCCGCUGGGACUCCUAUGACAACUUCAAUGGGCAUCGAGAUGAUGGCAUGGAGGAGGUGGUAGGACACACCCAGGGGCCACUGGAUGGGAGCCUGUAUGCCAAGGUGAAGAAGAAGGACUCCCUGCAUGGCAGCACUGGGGCCCUCAACGCCACGCGUCCUGUCCUGUCAGCCACCCCCAACCACGUGGAACAUACCCUCUCUGUGAGCAGUGACUCGGGCAACUCUACAGCCUCCACCAAGACAGACAAGACUGAUGAGCCCGCCCCUGGCCCCUCCGGCGCCCCUGCUGCCCUGAGUCCUGAGGAGAAGCGUGAGCUGGACCGCCUGCUCAGUGGCUUCGGCUUAGAGCGAGAGAAGCAAGGUACCAUGUACCACACCCAACAUCUCCGCUCUCGCCCCGUGGGGGGCACUGCUGUGCCCUCCUCAGGCCGCCACGUCAUCCCAGCCCAGGUCCACGUCAAUGGAGGGACCUUGGCAUCUGAGCGGGAGACAGACAUCUUGGACGAUGAGCUGCCCAACCAGGAUGGGCACAGCGCGGGCAGCAUGGGCACACUCUCCUCUCUGGACGGAGUCGCCAGCACCAGUGAAGGGGGCUACCCAGAGGCCCUGUCCUCGCUGACCAACGGUCUGGACAAGCCCUGUCCCGGGGGACCAAUGGUCAAUGGUGGUGGCUACCCCUACGAGCCUGUUAGCCGGGCAGUGCCUGCCCAUGCGGGCCACCUGGCCCCUAUGCGGCCCUCCUACUCUGCACAGGAGGGUUUAGCUGGCUGCCAGCGGGAAGGGCCCCACCCAGCCUGGCCACAGUCAAUGACCACCUCCCACUAUAGCCAUGACCCCAGCAGUAUGUUCCGCUCUCAGUCCUUUCCGGAAACCGAGCCCCAGCUGCCUCCAGCCCCAGCCCGCGGGGGAAGCAGCCGGGAGGCUGUGCAGAGAGGCCUGAGUUCCUGGCAGCAGCAGCCUCACCCACCUCCUCGCCAGCAGGAAAGGGCCCACUUGGAGAGUUUUGGGCCCAGCAGGCCCAGCCCCCAGCCUCUGGCAGAGACCGCCAUCCCUGGCCUCCCUGAGUUCCCAAGGGCAGCCUCCCAACAGGAGAUUGAGCAGUCUAUUGAGACACUCAACAUGCUGAUGCUGGAUUUGGAGCCGGCUUCGGCUGCCGCCCCCCUGCACAAGUCCCAGAGUGUCCCAGGGGCCUGGCCAGGGGCCUCCCCGCUCUCCUCCCAGCCCCUCUCUGGCUCCUCCUGCCAGCCCCAUCCACUGACCCAGUCUCGGUCUGGCUACAUCCCCAGUGGGCAUUCCUUGGGAACCCCUGAGCUGGCUCCACGGGCCUCCCUGGAGUCUGUCCCUCCUGGCAGGCCUUAUUCACCUUAUGAUUAUCAUCCUUGUCCAGCUGGGCCUGACCAGAGUUUCUGUCCAAAGAGUCCACCCUCCUCCUCCUGCUCUGCCUUCCUUCCAACCAUCCACAGCCCUUCAGGGCCUCAGCAGCCCCCAGCCUCUCUCCCUGGCCUCAAUGCUCAGCCUCAGCUCCCACCAAAGGAUGCAACUUCAGAUCCAUCCCGAACUCCAGAGGAAGAGCCACUGAACCUGGAGGGGCUGGUGGCCCACCGGGUAGCAGUGUACAAUGCCAAGCUGCAGGGCAUGGGGCACAACGCCGGCUCCCAGCACCCUCCUCUCCACCGGCUCCGAUCUUCGUCUCUCUCCGGUGGCCUCCCGGAUCCCCUCACUUCCGGAGCCCUAGGCACGCAGUCGGACACCCAGCCCUGCCACCUGGAGCUGAGGAAUCCAGUCUUUUGGAUCUCAGGAGGCUGGAGAGAAGAGCUGGGAGUGCAGGCUCGGGAGAAGCAGCCUGCAGAACCCCCAGCCCCUCUGCGGAGGCGGGCGGCCAGUGAUGGACAGUAUGAGAACCAGUCUCCAGAACCCCCAUCCCCCCGGAGCCCUGGGGUCCGCUCCCCUGUCCAGUGCGUCUCCCCGGAGCUGGCUCUCACCAUUGCUCUCAAUCCUGGAGGGCGGCCCAAAGAGCCCCAUCUGCACAGCUACAAGGAGGCCUUUGAGGAGAUGGAGGCAACCUCCCCGACCAGCCCACCACCCAGUGGGGUGCGCUCCCCACCAGGUCUGGCCAAGACACCCCUGUCUGCUCUGGGCCUGAAACCGCACAACCCAGCGGACAUCCUGUUGCACCCCACAGGUGAGGAUGAGGGGAAGGUGGUGACAGAGCUUUCCCAAGAGCCACGGAGCUAUGUCGAGUCGGUGGUGCGGACAGCAGUGGCUGGGCCCCGAUCUCAGGACCCUGAGCCUAAGAGCUACGGCACACCAGCUGCCCAGGCCUACGGCCAUGAGAUACCCCUGAGGAAUGGGACCCUGGGCAGCUCCUUUGUCUCCCCCAGCCCCCUCUCCACCAGCAGCCCCAUCCUCAGCGCUGACAGCACUUCAGUGGGGAGUUUCCCAUCAGGAGAGAGCAGCGACCAGGGCCCCCGGACACCUACCCAGCCUUUGUUGGAUUCUGGCUUCCGCUCCGGCAGCCUGGGCCAGCCCAGUCCUUCGGCUCAGAGAAACUACCAGAGCUCUUCUCCUCUCCCUGCCAUGGGUGGUAGUUACAGCAGCCCCGACUACUCACUUCAGCAGUUCAGCUCCCCGGAAAGCCAGGCCCGGCCUCAGUUCAGUGUGGCUGGUGUCCACGCAGUGCCUGGGAGCCCUCAGGCACGCCACAGGACAGUGGGCACCAACACGCCCCCUAGUCCUGGCUUUGGCCGCCGGGCCAUCAACCCCGGCAUGGCUGCCCCUGGCAGUCCCAGUCUGGGCCACCGCCAGCCGGUGGGUCCACCAGGAACUGGUUUCCAUGGUAACAUGGUCUCCACUCCCCAGAGCAGUAUGGUGACCGCUCCAGGGAGCCCCAGCCUGGGCCGGCACGCUGGGGCUCACCAGGUCUCAGGCCUCCACAGCAAUGUGGCCACCACUCCAGGGAGCCCCAGCCUGGGCCGGCACCCUGGGGCCCACCAAGGCAACCUGGCCUCUGGUCUCCAUGGCAGUGCAAUAGCAAGCCCCGGAAGCCCCAGCACGGGCCGUCACCUGGGGGGGUCAGGAGCGGGGGUUCCUGGCAGCCCCAGCUUAGACCGGCAUGUGCCCUACGGUGGCUAUUCUACUCCUGAAGACCGGAGACCCACGCUGUCCAGGCAGAGCAGUGCCUCUGGCUACCAGGCUCCUUCCACGCCCUCUUUCCCUGUGUCCCCUGCCUACUACCCCAGCCUGAGCAGCCCCGCCACCUCCCCGUCUCCGGAUUCAGCAGCCUUCCGGCAAGGGAGCCCAACACCAGCCUUGCCAGAGAAGCGGAGGAUGUCCGUGGGAGACCGAGUGGGCAGCCUCCCCAACUACGCCACCAUCAAUGGGAAGUUGUCCUCCUCGCCUGUUGCCAGCGGCAUGUCCAGUCCCAGCGGGGGCAGCACUGUGUCCUUCUCUCACACUCUGCCCGACUUCUCCAAGUACUCCAUGCCAGACAACAGCCCUGAGACACGGGCUAAAGUGAAGUUUGUCCAGGACACUUCCAAGUAUUGGUACAAGCCUGAGAUCUCCAGAGAGCAGGCCAUUGCACUCCUAAAGGACCAGGAGCCAGGGUCCUUCAUCAUCCGUGACAGCCACUCCUUUCGAGGAGCGUACGGGCUGGCCAUGAAGGUGUCUUCUCCUCCUCCGACCAUCAUGCAGCAGAAUAAAAAAGGGGACAUGACCCAUGAGCUGGUGAGGCAUUUCCUGAUAGAGACGGGCCCCAGAGGAGUCAAGCUCAAGGGAUGCCCCAAUGAGCCGAACUUUGGGUCGCUCUCAGCCCUGGUCUACCAGCACUCCGUCAUCCCACUGGCUCUGCCCUGUAAGCUGGUCAUUCCAAACCGAGACCCCACAGAUGAGUCAAAAGAUAGCUCAGGCCCUGCCAACUCAACCACCGACCUGCUGAAACAAGGGGCAGCCUGCAAUGUGCUCUUCGUCAACUCUGUGGACAUGGAGUCACUCACUGGGCCCCAGGCCAUCUCCAAAGCCACUUCUGAGACGUUGGCUGCUGACCCCACACCAGCUGCCACCAUUGUUCAUUUCAAAGUUUCUGCCCAGGGAAUUACACUGACUGACAACCAGAGAAAGCUCUUCUUCAGACGGCACUACCCCCUCAACACUGUCACCUUCUGUGACCUGGAUCCCCAGGAGAGAAAGUGGAUGAAGAUGGAAGGAGGUGCCCCUGCCAAGCUCUUCGGCUUUGUGGCCCGGAAGCAGGGCAGCACCACAGACAAUGCCUGCCACCUCUUUGCAGAGCUUGACCCCAGCCAGCCUGCCUCCGCCAUUGUCAACUUCGUCUCCAAGGUCAUGCUGAGUGCGGGCCAGAAGAGAUGAACUCCAGCCAUUGCCCGGGGCCACGGCAGUGGGGACGGGGCCUGUGGGGAGGGGACCCCAGAAUCCUGACCACCCUUGAAUCCAGAAGGAGGACUUUGGGCCAAUUUUGGAGAAGGAGAGAAGAAAGUGCAACAUGGGGAGAGGGAAGUGAAUAGCAGAGGGGAGGGGGAGCGAGAGAGAAAGGAAGGAAGGAAGAGGUGGGAGAGAGUGGCUUGGAUUUCCCUGGGUGGGUGGAUGUUGCGAGAUCCCCGAGCCUCUAAGACCAACCAGGCCCACCCAACUCCCCCUCCACCCUCCAAGAGGGUGGAGCUCCUCAAAGGAGAUAGACCCAACCUCCCUCCUUAGGGAUCCAUAUUUUUGGUGGGGGUGGAAAAGUUCUGUUUCCCUAACCUAACUGCUUUGCAAGGAAACCAAAUGGAGAGAAUCUGUUUCAGCCGCCUCUAGGGUAGAUUGCCUAACCAAAUAGAGCCGACAUGGGACAUCGAGGGGCAGAACUUCUGUUUUGGGAUGUAUCUCAGAGCUGAGGCACCCCAGGUUUUGUCAUUCUGCCUCUAAUGUGUAGUUUGUGUGUGUGUAUGUGGGGUGUGUAUAUAUGAAUGUACCCACAUCCUCACACAUUGGUUUCUAUUUGCCUCUCAGCUAGAAUUAUAAACAGGGAUACUUGUUUGUACCCCAUGUGUUGGCAUACACAUGUGCAUACUGCCCACAGAGGUUUUGAGUUAGGUGUGAAGGGCAGAAGGGAGGGGACAUAAAGCCUUUUACCCAGGAGCACCCAAGAUUAUGGGCAACAGACUCUGGUGGGCCUGGCGUCUCCCCUGGGUGCCGCCAACCACUUCUCAGUAAAGGACCUGCUGCAAGCAUGGGGCUGGCCAGCCUGCAGCAUCGCCCUAGGCUCUGCCUUAGCCUGGGGCGGAGCAGGGCUGGGGGAGGUGGCGGCUUGGGUCCACAGCCCUGAGGAAGAGAGCCCUCAGGGAGGGUGGCCAUUGAGCUCUGGGCGUCACUCCUGCCAGCUUCCUGCCUUGGCCCGUUCUUGACCUUCACGCUCCAGACCAGCCUUAUCUCAGACUUGCCUAUCUGCAUGAUGCCUUUGGGUGCUGGGGAUCGAGCCUUCCCACCUCAGCCCUGCCCUGGUCUGUCCUGCAGGGUCCCCUUGGUGGGGCUUGUCCCCCUUACUUGCAUAAGCCCUGCCCAGCGAGGCCCAGGGGAGAUGCCUUAGCCCUUGUGCUCCCCUCUGCAGCUGUUUCGGGGACUGGCCUGUUGCUGGGCUGCGCAGGCUGUCCGCAGCAGAGCUCGGGGCUGCUCCCUCGUGCCCCACACGACCUGCCCAUGACACCAAAGCCUUGCUGCCCCUCUUCCUGCCUUGUUUCCCCAGCGAGGCCAAGCUGCCCGCGGGGCGGAGGGCAGAAGGCACCUGUUCAGGCCAAAGAGCUGAGAGUCUGCUUCAGCAACUAGGAAAACCCCUGACCUCCACCCAAGGACCCGAAACUGGGAUGGAAAGUUCACCAAGACUCCAUUCUGGAGUGGCUUCUUAAGCCUAUGGGGUCCCUUAGGGAGAGGCUUGUACUGACAUAUAAAUAUAUAUAAUAUAUAUGUGAGACAUACUGACAGAAUCUGUAAGCUAAUAAAAUAAGAGAAAAGGUAAAAAAAAAAAAAAAGAAUAGGUAAAUUGACAAGAAGUAUUUAUUGUUUCCUUAUAUUGCUUUAUUGCCUCCCUUUAAUUCCCAUCCCUUUUUAUACGUACACGUGAAGUCUGAAAUGUAGGGAACCUUUCUUUAUCCUUGGAGCAAUGGGGGGUCUCGUUGCCCUGGCCUCGGUCUUCCCUAGACCCUGUCUGGGGCCCGAGAGGUGUGCGUGUGCAUGCUCCCUGCUUUCGGCCCCCUCCUUCCCUGGCAAGCCUGGGGGCCCAGCCAUCAGCGCCCAUACAGGAGAGGGGAGCUGGCCCCUCACCACGGGCCAGAGCGAGCGUGGGAGCCUGCAGGGGACAUGGGUGUAUGUGGCGCACGUGGGUAUAUUUUCUCCUCCAAGAAGCUGUAUCUGUGUGGACAUUCUGUGUCAGGGAGUUGGAGAGAAGGGUGUCUGAAGAAGGCAGGGCCACCCCCUGUGUUCCAGAGAUUGAAACCUUGUGCUCAGUAACUGAGAUUCCUCCAAAGUGCUCUUCCUUCUGAGGCGUUCAAGCCAGAGCCCGGAUUCCCCUCUCCUCCUUCGCUGUCUACCCCGACCCUCUUCCCAGAGAGGAGACAUCCCGCCCGCUUCCUUUGUAAAUAUCUUCCUCUCCCACUGGUUGUGGCCCAGAGACUCUCCUCCUGGUGUGGAUAUCCUCUCCGCCCUUGAGGCCGGGUGGAGUGUCAGACCCUUUGGCCUCCAGACUUGGGCCCGAGUCUGGGGUCAGUCUUCACGUGAGCUUUCCCACCACGCCCAGCAGCCCCCCUCCCAGGCGUGGCCAGCCUACCCCUCUUAGGCCUGAGCCAUGUGUGAGCCUGGGAAGGCCCCACGGAUGCUGGCAAGCUGAUCUGUUCACUGCUGGGCGCUCCCUGGGAGGAUUUGGUUUCUGGAGUUUGGCCUUUCCAGAAGCAUGAGGGGAAGGGGUGCCCAGUUUUCACAGCAGCCCCACCUUUGGGACAGACACUGGUUGGGAAGACACCGUAGCCUCCCAUGUUUCACAGGUUAGGACCAUGCACUUAUGUGCACGCAAACACACACACACACACACACACACGGCACUGCAGUAUAUUCUUGCCAAAGAUUUCCUUUAAAAAAAAGCACUUUUAAUAAUCACUGUUAUUAUUGUGUAAGUGUUUUAUCCUUUUCUCUCCUCCCCCAACCUUUUUUGCCGUGGCUGAUUGCUGAACCUGCUUGUCGGCCAGGAGAGCGCUGUCUGGUCUUGACAACAGGCCGGUGGGGAGGGUCUGGGAGUAGCUGGCCAGGAAGAACCAACAGGAGAGGCACGGGCAGUCACCGAGCAGCCCUGUGGACCAGAGAGGCUCAGGCUCAGCCCCAGGCCCAGCCUGCCUCCCUCUGUCCAGCCAGGCCUCUGAGGCGGGCCCGGGGCCUUGCUGCGCUGGCCGGUAUGGCGUCUGGAGGGAAGAGGGCAGGGAAGUGACACUCUCUGAUUCAGCAGGGAAAGAGGCCCAGUGAGGUCCAUGUGGCUCUCCCCUUGGGACUCGAUGGGAGAACUGAGCCUGGGAACAAUGGGGUGGUGACCCCAGAGGGGAAAUAGGAAGGAAGUGAGCUGUUUGAUCGCCUCCAGGGGUGACGAGAAUGCCGCUGCCCUGUGAUCUCCGUGUUCUGGCUCCCUUAUCUAGCCAGGUGUUUGAGGGACAGAUACAUUGUGUUCUAGGUUUAGGAAAGGCCUUUUGACCCCUAUCAUCAUCAGAGCCUGCCCCACAAGCUCUGAAAACUUGUGGACUGCCAGCAGUUCAUCUCCCCUGGGUUUUGAGGAAUCCCCGGGUGUGUCAGAGGGCAGGAUAAGGCUGGGGGUGUCAAGUGGCUGUGUUACUGUUACAGGGAGCCGCUGGCUGGACACAGAUGAGCCUUAUAAAGGGGCAGCUGGGAGAGAGCAGGGCAGGGCAUUCCUCUGCCCCACUCUGAUUGUCCCGAGCCAAGGUUGGGUGGGCCCCUCACUCUGUCCAGGGGGCUGGAGGUGGAGGGCUGUGUAAGUGGAACAUCAUUUAUGCCCUGGCUGCAUGUCCACCACCUUUGCCUCCCAGGUCUUCUCCCCUUCUUUGGAUUUUCCCAGCUUCAGGAUCUGGGGAGGUCCAGUGGGCCAGUGUCCCCUCCAAGGGCUGCCUCCUGCCCCACACCUCCCCGCACUCAAGGUCCUCGAAGAGAUCACAGUCUGGAAGCCACUCUUCACCCAGGUCCUUCACCCAAGGCCGGGCCCCGGAAUCCUGAGACUGGAGUCCUCUCACCAGUAGUGACACAGGACGUGUGUGCGUUCGUGUGUGCAAGUAUGGGUGUAUGUGCAUGAAUAUUUUGCUCGUCUCUUUAGGGAUUGUGGGAGUGGGGGUCAAAGGUGGUGGGCAAUGGGAUGUCAAGUUCAAUAUCACCCAGCAGUGAAAGGAACUAGGAGGCGGGGCCUAUGGGGCCCCAGUUGGUGGAAUCUCAGCAUUGGUGAUGGUGAGGGUCUUCUGCACGAGAGCGGUUUGGGAAGAUCUGGGCCUUCUUGGGUCCUCUGAUGUCUGAAGUGUGUGGGACUUCUGUACUUCCCACACCUGGGCUCCUCCCAGCAGCGAGGUAAUUAUAGAGGGACCUCCCAAGUUUGAGAAUCGGUGUUAAAACAGUUUGUGAGACUCUCCUGUGUGUCCAUGUUUGGUUUGUGUGUGUGAGAGAGCACCUCUAUCUGUGCAAGCUGUUUUCCCAUUUUUCUGUCCUCCUCUUGACAUGUCAUUGAAAAAUAAAUGUAAGAAAUUCCUUACAACCCUCCCCUGUCCCCACCCCUGUCUCCCAAGCCCUUAGCAGGAAAAACAGAAUAAUUCAGUAUGGUCCCCAUCCUCUGGCUGUGUAUUUAUAUAGAUGGAAAUAUACUUUCUAUUUUGUAUCAUUGUGCCUAUAACCCUUGCCACCUUGUAUAAACCCUGAUGUAUGCUACUUACCCUGGAUAUGAAUGUAUUGUACACUGAUGCCACCCACUCUGUACAGCUGCCUAGUUCCUUUGCGACCCAUUGUAUGGCUUUAUAAAUGAUAAAGUGAAAGAAAAAUC
Messenger RNA from Manis javanica (Malayan pangolin), 10546 nucleotides. RefSeq names its product tensin 1 (gene TNS1). Gene Ontology annotation, cellular component: focal adhesion. Lineage: Eukaryota; Metazoa; Chordata; Mammalia; Pholidota; Manidae. Gene Ontology annotation, biological process: fibroblast migration. The record is from RefSeq and is a predicted model, not a curated record. Gene Ontology annotation, molecular function: protein binding.